AAGAAAUGGAAGAACAACAAUGCUGAAACGACUGGAGAAUCGGGCAGACUUCACACUUCCUUUGUAUUGGGACAACAUGAGCACGGGGGAAAACCUGAAAGUGGUGCCAUUGCAGCCAAGUUCAUCAGAGUACCGCACUGUACUUGAUUCCUUCAAACGAACUGCCAACAACACUGUGAUAAAGAUUGAGCGCCUGCAGAACGUUCACCUGCGUCGCACCUAUCGAGUGCAAAAACAGUACGUUUCUGAAAAGAACAAAGGACAAGGGACCAUAGAGAGGAGGUUGUUCCACGGGACGAGUCCAGAAACCUGUGACUCCAUCAUGAAUCACGGUUUCAACAGGAGCUUCUCUGGAAUAAAUGGUACUUCCUACGGUCAGGGAACCUACUUCACUGCGAAUGCCACUUACUCAGUUUUCUAUGCAAGGCCAGGAGCUGAUGGCUCUCAGACCAUGUUUCUGGCCCGGGUGCUGACGGGUUGCUACACUCAGGGAAACGGCAGCAUGAGAUGCCCUCCGUCUCGAAGCAGCCGCGACCUUUACGACUCUGUUGUUGACAGAACAGACAACCCCAGCAUGUUUGUUGUAUUCAACGAUAACCAGGCCUAUCCCGACUAUCUCAUUACUUUUAGUACUUCCUCAUAA
Messenger RNA from Salarias fasciatus (jewelled blenny), 643 nucleotides. Its product is annotated as protein mono-ADP-ribosyltransferase PARP15-like. NCBI's taxonomy places the organism in Eukaryota, Metazoa, Chordata, Actinopteri, Blenniiformes, Blenniidae. The record is from RefSeq and is a predicted model, not a curated record. Gene Ontology annotation, biological process: negative regulation of gene expression; protein poly-ADP-ribosylation. Gene Ontology annotation, molecular function: transcription corepressor activity; NAD+ poly-ADP-ribosyltransferase activity. Bases 20 to 643 code for a protein of 207 amino acids. Gene Ontology annotation, cellular component: cytoplasm; nucleus. The transcript has 4 exons.